ACACACACACACAUCCAGAGGAUGAAGAGCUUUCACCAUCAGGUGUUUAAAGGCAGAAACCAGAGGUCUCACUAUUUGUCAGCUAAUUGUGACGCAGAACUGUUGAGUACAGAGUUUAAUGUUAGAAACAUUCAGUCUGGGUCUCCAGCUGUUACACUGACUAAUGCUAAGCUGCAUAUGUUGGACAGUUAGCAUCAUUAGCAUUAAUAAUCAUCCAUAUGGAGGGUAUCUCAGCAGCUGAUUUGGACAAUGUGAGUUUUGUGUCCAUAUUUAAACUCCCAGUGGGCUGAUUUUGAUUAAUUUAAAGUUUAUUUAUAUGAUUAAUAUAUAACAGCGGCACAGACGAUCAGUGACAAAAUGAUACACAACAGAAGAAAUGUGAAGAAAUAUUCUGUGUAAACAUUCACACACUGAGCUUUAUUGAUUCAAUAAUGCAGCGAUGUAUUGAUCAUAUGAAUAACCUCAAACUGAAUCAUAGUCAGCCCACUGGGAGCUGAAAUAUGGACACAAAACACCUCCAUAUAUCGUCCAUAUAGCUGAUUAUUAAUGCUAACAAUGCAAAUUCUCCAACAUAUGCAGCUUAGCAUCAGUCAGUGUAAGACCUGGAGACCCAGACUCAACAUUAGACUUUGUACUCAACAGUUCUGCUUCAUAAAAUAAGAUCAAUUUUGAUCUUGAACAGAAAUCUGAGUAUCUUUAGUUAUUGAUAAAACUUUGAGGAAAUGGAAAUGAUCUUCUCUGAAGUCUAACCUGACGUCAGUGGUUCUCCCUGCUGGUUGUGUAGCAGUACUGCAGCCGGCAUUAGCUUUAUAAACAGUGAAAGAAAUGUUUAUUUAAUGAGCACCUGAAAUGUCAAUACAGCUGCUCUUUGACUAUAAAGUUCAGUUUAUUGAUCAAUUAUAUAUAAAAAUAUUUCAUUGGGUUUUGUUCUUUCAGCAGUCAGUGACACAAAGGGGAACCAUUUGCAGCAUAAUGCCAUUAGAAACUGAUAAUCAGUAAUCAAUACUCCCAUUAUUAAAGCAUUAAUCAAACUAAUACUGUCAGACAACCUUAUCAGACUGUUUCUAAUCAGUAUCAUCCAUAAAGAUACAGUGUAUACUGAUCAAUAUCAUCCAUAAAGAUACAGUGUAUACUGAUCAAUAUAAUCCAUAAAGAUACAGUGUAUACUGAUCAAUAUCAUCCAUAAAGAUACAGUGUAUACUGAUCAAUAUGAUCCAUAAAGAUACAGUGUAUACUGAUCAAUAUCAUCAAUAAAGAUACAGUGUAUACUGAUCAAUAUAAUCCAUAAAGAUACAGUGUAUACUGAUCAAUAUAAUCCAUAAAGAUACAGUGUAUACUGAUCAAUAUCAUCCAUAAAGAUACAGUGUAUACUGAUCAAUAUCAUCCAUAAAGAUACAGUGUAUACUGAUCAAUAUAAUCCAUAAAGAUACAGUGUAUACUGAUCAAUAUCAUCCAUAAAGAUACAGUGUAUUCUGAUCAAUAUGAUCAAUACAGAUUAUUGAUCAUAUUGAUCAGAAUACACUGUAUCUUUAUUGAUCACAGGUGAGUAUGUUAGAAAUUGCUUUCUUCAUAAAGGUUUUUAUGUUCAGUAUCAUUGAUGAUUGAGUCCUCUGAGGGGCACCAACAUGUCAAAUAAAGCUACAACAAUUAGUCGGCUAAUCAAUUAGUUGAUUGACAGAAAAAUAAAACUAAACUACUUUGUUAAUCAAUUAAUCACAAAAUAUUUUUUUUUCAUAAAAACAGCCUCAGAUAUGAGGCAGAGUUUUCGGUUUUAUAUUAAAUUAAACAAUGUUUGACAUUUAAAGACAUUAAAAAACAUCACAUUGGACAUUUUUCACUAUUUUCCAUUUAAAGAUUAUAAAAUAAUCAGCAGAUGAAUCAAUAACUAAAAUAACUGCAACGUCGUUUGGCCUCAGGAGGAAGAUUUGUAAAAUAGGUAAUACUCACAUUUAAAGCUUCUUGGUAAUAAUAAACUAUAUUAUUUAUUGUUAUAUUGUUCAGUGUAAUAAACUAAUUGAAAUAUUCUCAUAUUAAAUAAUAAUAUAUCAGGCAGACAGUGAACAGAGUUGAUGUGUUAGAAGCAGGAAAAAUGUGCAGCGUGAGGAUCUGAGCCACUUUGACAAGAACCACAUUGUGAUGGACGACUGGGUCAGAACAUCUCCAAACCUGCAGCUCUUGUGGGGGGUUCCCGGUCUGCAGAGGUCAGUACCUAUCAAAAGUGGUCCAAGGAAGGAACAGAACCACCAACCCCUUGCACUAGCCGUACACACCAAAAUUAUAGGAAGCAACACAACACAGCCACUCUAAAUCUCCUCAGUGAAUUAUACAAUCAGUGCAACAAUAAAACCCACAGUCAAUCAUAAUCCUUUCUCCAACCCAAAAACAUUCAGUUCAACAUGAGUCCUUUUCUCAACACAAAAUUUCCUCUCCGGGCACCCAGAAGACGCCAACACAAUUGGAGUUGAAACCCUAGUGGCCACAAAAGCCAAUCUGAGUGAGCUUCUUACUCGGUUUGGCAAUCUUUGAACUACUCUAUGGCAGACGCUGGAGUUACUUCCUUAGCCAGCAGUGUGCUGCAAACAGCUCCGGGGAAUGGACAGUCUGGAAGCCGGAUCGUCGCUGCAGAGUCUCUGGAGUAGUAUGAUGGAGGGGCCAGAGUGAUGGCUAAACGACGUGCUGACGGACAGACUGAGCCUCUUCCUCCGGUGAGAAUGUCGCAGCAUUUUCUGUUCAAACACCGGUGACAGUUUUGCACAAAACUUUUGACAUCAAGGUUGAUCCAAGGCCAGUAGACCAGAGCCUGCAAUCUUCUAUAGGGCUUGUACCUGCCCAGAAGACCAACCAAGGAGUUCCCAUGGAGGAUUUGGUAGGUGGUUUUAUGAGGCAGUUGUAACACUCAAUAGAUUUUAUCCUCUAAAAUGGUGUAUUUUGUGUCAUCUGUCAAGAGGACUUCUCCCUGGUCCAUCACAGCCUGGUACAAGUGUUGGGUCAUCCAAGUAGUGCCUCCACCUUUCGGAGGCCAACACCACAGCAGCUGUCUCAAGAGGUAGAGCGGGUCAUCCACUAAUCAGAAGGUUGUUGGUUUGAUUCCCAGCUCCUCCUGCUGCAUGUCAAAGUGUCCUUGAGCAAGAUACUGAACCCCAAACUGCUGUGUCAUCAGUGUGUGAAUGUGGUAGUGGACGGCGCUUUGAGUGGUCGAAUGACUAGAAAGGCACUAUGUAAGUACAGUCCAUUUACCAUUCAUGUUAUUUUACAUUAGACGUGUAAAUUCACAGGCUAUUUUAUAAUUGUAUUAACAUUUCCAUGUAUUUAAAAAAAAUACAGAUAAAAACCCUGUAAACUUACAGAUUUUUUUAUAGUGAAGAAUUUAAUAAGCAGGCCUAUAACAUACAGAAUAUAACUGUACUCAAACAGCAACUAAACAAAGGGUUAACUGAACAUUAAUCGUGGUUGGCUAAACCAAAUAACACAACGGAUAAACAAAAUGGACGCCAACUACAACUUAACCCAAAUCCCCCCCAUGACAUAUGAGACAGUGGUUUGUCCCAAUGAGGUGCUCCGGGAUUUAAGAGUCCUGCACCCUUGGACACACCUUUCGCUCCAACAGGAAAGGACCUGUCCCCCAACAACCAGGUAACCCAAAGACAAAGAAACAAAGGCUGAAUGUAAGCAGAUUGCUGGUGUGAAGAUGGUGGCUCAGGUGUCCGCUCAGGUGGUCAUGGGGCUGCUGCUCGGACUCUCGGCGGGUCCAGGCCUCUGCUCCAGCGCUGGUCCGGACUCUGAGCGUGGCAGGAUGGAGCUAAGGCGUGUUCGCAGCCUCGCCACACAUCCCAGGUACGGAGAGUGCUGGACGCGAGCUUUGGAGGAGCUGGACAUGCGCUGCAGGGACCUGACAUCAGAGAGCCAGAGCCGGAUUGCUCUGGGAUUCGCUCUGUGUCACCUGAGCAGCUCAGGUAGGGAUAUCCCAUCAUGCCCUGAGGGGUCAGAGGUCAGCAGGUGUACAGGUGGGAUGGACGAUGUGGCCUUUAACACCUUUACUGAGUUCUUCACCCACACCCACUCCAUCUGCCACUUCCUGCAGUCCGAGGCCUGGCAGAACCGAGCGGAGAGCGCCAUGCACAGGUUAACUGAGAGUUCAGCAGGUGUAGCUGAGCAGCUUCAGUCCACCAGGCAGAUGGCUGAGGACCUGAUGGACGCCCAGAGUGCUGCCUUACAGGCACAACAAGAGAUCCUGAACAAUGGAGAGGAGCUAAGAGUCACCCUGAGAGACUCCACCCAGGGUCUGCGGUCAGUGUUCUCAGAGCUCAGCAGUGUCUCCAGGGAGCAGCAGGUGGCGCUGUCUGAACUCUUCAACAGAGUUUCCUUCCUGCAGAGUUUCCUACUGAUGGAGGCGCACAGUCUGAGCUCCUGCUGCUACAAUGCUGCUGCUCUCUUCACCUCCUUCUUCCUCACCUCCACACAGCGCUCCUCCAGAGCCAGGUUGGUGCUGUUGGGGUUGGUGUGUCUGAACUUCUACCUGGAGAGGAAGAUCUAUCAGUUUGUGAUGACCUCUCAUCUUGAACACCAACACGCGGAGCUGCUCAGUGUGUAUGUGAGUGUGUUGCGGAGGGUCAUGGUGUGUGUAGGACUGUGUAUCCUGCUGUGUGUGUGUGUGCGCUACAGGGACCCGGUCCAGCAGAGCCUGAAGGUCCUCCAGCAGCUCCAGGAGACCCGGCGGAGCCUGCAGGAGGUGCUGCAGCACGUAGAGGGAUUAGCAGAGCGACAGAAGGAGGCGGAGCUUCACCUGGAUGUGAAGGUUGGAGUACUGACCGUAUUCUCAGCAGUACAGUCAACAGUGACAUCACCCUGCUGCCAGCUAUAACCCACAAUGCCUCAGUGAGGAGCCCCACUACCCACAAUGGCUCAGUGAGGAGUCCAGGCAGGCGUCCUCGUCGCUCCUCCUCUCCUUUGGUCUACAGCAUCCUGGUGGAGGACAAACGGCCUCGUUACAGCCUGAGGAGCCGAAGAUCAGAGACCCACUGACCCUCAGACCACGUCCUGGUCCCACUGACCCUCAGACCACAUCCUGGUCUCUGUUUGUCUUUUAAACUGUUGAAUCUGUCUGAAUCUUAAUAAAACAGAUUUUAAACCGA
Molecule: messenger RNA, 5132 nt
Organism: Dicentrarchus labrax (European seabass)
Lineage: Eukaryota; Metazoa; Chordata; Actinopteri; Moronidae
Exons: 10
Coding region: 3689-4861 (390 amino acids)
Source: RefSeq, a predicted model, not a curated record